ACUGUACGUGCGACGCUCGUAGCCAUGGAAGAGAAACGAGGGGCUUCGUCGAUUACAUUGGUAGCAUCUGGAAAGCCGGCCUCACUCAUAUUAAAGGAGAGAAAGACUCCGUCCGAAAAAAAGACAGAGGACGACCCACACUCCCUCCCAAAAAAGCAAUAACUUCGUCAAGCUUUACAGACAAUGCUGCAGAAGACAGGAAUACUCAUCCUUUUCGCAUUGCUCGCGUCCGCCUAUGAGAUUGACCAAAACGAGUCGCUAGCAGCCAGGAAAGCCCGAGUCGCUGUUCACAGCUCAGUUGAAGUUGUUCGAUGCUUGAACAAUGCACUUCAGGUUGGCUGCGGCGCUUUUGCAUGCCUGGAAAACUCCACUUGUGACACAGAUGGGAUGCAUGAUAUCUGCAAGUCCUUCCUCUUCAGUGCUGCUAAAUUUGACACUCAGGGCAAGGCUUUUGUUAAAGAAAGCCUGAAGUGCAUCGCCAAUGGCAUAACGUCUAAGUUGUUUCUCACCAUCCGGAGGUGUGCAACCUUCCAGAGGAUGAUUUCAGAAGUACAAGAAGAGUGUUACAACAAGCUAGACAUCUGUAGCAUUGCCAAAAGUAACCCAGAGGCCAUCACUGAAGUUAUACAGCUACCAAACCACUUCACCAACAGAUAUUACAGCAAACUUCUCCGAAGCCUUAUGGAGUGUGAUGAAGAAACAGUCACCGUUAUCCGGAACAGUCUAAUGUCCAAGCUUGGACCUGAUAUGGCCAAUCUUUUCCAACUGCUUCAGAGCGACCGUUGUUCUAAUUCAUUCCAAAUGAGGGAAGAAGGGAACAGACGACGGCCAUCCGAGCCACAGAAACUGAAGCUCUAUUUCAGGAAUCUGCGGGGUGAAGGGACUGCUCCAUUCUCCAUGAAGCGAACCUCUGGGGAAAGUUCAUAAUUUAAAAGUGAAGAGGCAGAUUAACAAAAAAAAAAAGAAAACAAAACAAAAAACAGUGUUCAAUGGGGUAUGUAAGGAUUUAAACUUUUACCAAAGUUGGAAAUCUGAUAUAUCACAUUUAGCUAAGAAGUAUUUGUUAGCAAAAAGAACACACAUUGUUAUGAAGCACUAUUUAUAACACAAAACAUCUAAAAAAAAAUCAGCCUGUGUAAACACCAUUCAGGUAGCUCUCGAUAUUAAUUUGAUAGAUGAUCAGAAUGAUAUAAGAACCACAUUUUUGUUCACUUUGGGCAAACUGUGUUAGUUAAAGUGGAAAACAGACUUCUUUCAAAGAUAUUAUCCAUUUGCAUUCUAGAGAUAGGAAUUACUUAUUAAUAAGAAUAAGUAACAUCAGACUAUAAAUGUUCACAUGCAAUGUAUGUAACCACUAGAGUGAAACUUGAGUAAUCAUAAAUCUCUGGGAUAUAGAACUAAAAGGGAAAAAGAGCAGGGGUUAAAAUUAUAUUUUCCUUUGCACUCGUGAAUGCAAUACAAAUCAGAGAGAGACAUAGCCAAACCUGAAGUCCUUACAUUUUGUUUUUUUUUUGUUUUUUUUUUAAACUGAUGCUGAUCAUAGCUGCCUAACAUUCCUCUUACUAUGAAACCCCUCUGCAGGAGUUACAAUGAAAAUUAAUGUAAUGGACCAACAGAAUUUUUGAUGUGUAUUUAAAUUUCAAAAUUGCACUCCAUGCCGUGUCUGACUUUAAUACAGAUUGAUCAUCACUGUCAUUUUUAAGUGUAGGGCUGCAUGAUGACGAGUAUUCAGUUUAGCAUGUUAUACUACGGUUGAUAAAUCCUAACUCACAAUUCUGAUCUCAAGCUUUUCGUCUCCUUUUUUUUUUUUUUUCUAAAAUGAGUUUAGCAGUUUUCACAGACACUAACCAUAUACCAUGUAACACAGUAAUUACACUGAGACAGAGGAAGUUGUGAAAUCAUAGCUGAGGAUUUGCUUAGAUGCAAAGACAUUCAUUUUCUAAUUGUAGGUGUACAAGUGCAACAUUUUUUUUUUGUUUGUUGUUGUUGUCGGUUAAAAAUAGUUCUUAAAAAUCAUUUACAGCUGUCCCACAUGCAGAUAUCUACUGCGUUGUGUCUCUGUUCUCAGAACUAGAGGUUUGACACCAAACAUCUCUCAUUCUUUCCUUUUCUCUCUUUUUAUUUCAAUGUAUGUUCUGAGACAUGAGCUGUAGCUAUUUAUAACUCUUUAUUUGUUAUAUUAUUUUAUUUAUUUGCCUAUCCAUUGAUUCUAUUUUAUUUAAUAUAUUCUUAAGUAAUUUUAUAACAUAUUAAGGAAGGAGCUGUCACAAUUGCUCUUGUUUCCAGUGUAUUACACUGGAAAAUAUAAUAAUUGUAAUAGCUGGUGUCCCGGCUUCCAUAGGGCUUUCUGUUUUAGUAACUUGUAAUUUUGACAUAUAAAAAGCAUCAUUAUAUAGCAGCUCUAAGUGAAAUCCAGGAAGAUAGUAACUCUUUAUAGAAUAUAUUGCUGUCAUUUAUUAGAUGCAGAUGUCAAGAUUUCAAAGAUGCAGAGCUCGGUGAUAUUAUAGCUAAUAAUGAAACACACAUAAUGAAGUUCUUCAUUCCAUUUUACCCAGUGACUAGGUCUAAUCCUUGUAAUGACUCUAUGCUGGCCAUAGAAGAACAAGUGCAUUAUUUUAGCUCUGGGACAUACAUAUUUAGCUAAAUAGGAACCUUCUAUGUAAAGGAAAUAAUAAAAUUGGAGUAAAUUAGAACAGAAGCUUUAAAUUCGUGAAACAAUAUCUGAAAGCUAUGCUUUAAUGGCUUGUAAAUAUGAAAUGACACAGCCAGUUCAGUAGUCAUGUAGCUUUUGUUGUCAGGAAUGAGAAUGAAAAAUUACGCGCUGAUGUUGGUGAUGAGGAGCAGUAUUCAGAUUUAAUUUUUUUACUUCUGAAUUCACAGAUGAUUUUUGUAGAAUGUUUCACUACUUGCAUCCACCAGAAUUCUCAUACAUGUUUCCAGACCAAUUGCAGAUAUUUUUUUACAGAGGUAAAUUACAAAAAGUGAUGUAAUAAAGAUACUAUGAGUUUAAUAUUCCAUUUUAUUUUCUUCAGAUUAUCUUAUUCAUGUAUUUUUUUAUAUAACAUUUGCAUGACAACAAUUAUUUGUGAAAAUGUUGGUUAAUGAAUAGCUAUUAUUUAAAUGUUUGUUUUCUAACAUAAGUAAAGCGAACAUGUCCAUUCACCCAUCUUCUGAACUUGCUUAGUUCAGGUCAGGCUGAUAAAGGCAGCAUUAGGGCACCAGUCAGGAAUAAACUGUGAACCUGACACCAGUCCAUCGAAGGGCAUAUUUGCUCAUGUUUUGGGUCAACUGUUGUCUUUCAGUCUAACCCACAGAUUUUUGGGAUGUAAGAAAAAAAAUGAAUAUCUUGGGGGAAAAACCCAUACAAAUAUGGGAACAACAUGCAAACUUCAAACUGAUGGCAUCUGAACCAGAUCUGGAUCCUUGAGGCAACACCACUAACCACUGCACCACUCAAUGAAAAAUGUGAUUUUAAGAUUUUUUAAGCUACAACAGCACAGGAUCUGUAAAAAAAUGCACUUACUUGAUAAGAAAUUUAAGUUUUACAUUUUGUCUUUAAAUGGGUGGCUUCUAAGAACAUUUCAUUGCAUAAAAAUGCCAUUUUAAGCUUGCAUGUUCUUUUUAUAUGUGCAUGUAUUCUCCCAAAAUGUGCCAAUUUGCAUCUAGGAAACAUGAAGUGAAAAGAAUUUGCAGAUAUACCUCAGUCGCUUUCAUGUGUGUUUGAAGGUAGAAGUUAAUUUAGAGAGAAAAUUUCAUACCUUCUAGUCACACUUUGACUAGGCUGUCUAGCUUUUUGUAAUAGAUGAAAAGCAAUAUAAAUUGCCCAUCUGUAUCCAUCAGUUUGGAUGAAAAUUCUAAAAUCUUGUGUAAAAUCCAUUCUUUUAGUCAGCAUUCAUUGAAGAAAUAGCCCUUUCAUGUGCAAUGCUACAUUUAGUUUACCUGCCUAUUUUGGUCAAGGUCAAGGAACAAGUUGUAUGCUUGGCAGAAACCAUCCACCGAUAUAAUAUUAGUCUUUUCAUACACAACAAGCAUACACAGGAAACACUCAUGUGGCAUACACAGGAAACACUCAUGUGGCAUACACAGGAAACACUCAUGUGGAUUGAGGUAAAUUUCAAUUACCAACCACCAUGAGAUUAUGUCAUUAAACUGAGAAAGCAAGUCACUGGGGAAAACUUGCACAAAUCCUCAGAGAACAUGUAAACUCCUCAAAAAUGCUAACACAGCACAAAAUCUAAGUAGGGCCUUAGUGGUGGUGUAGUAAAGAUUAUCAUUUUAUAGGCUCAGUCCACACACACAUGCCCACCAUUUCUACCCAAUGCUGCUACGACUUGGAUAAGGCUUAUCUAUUGAACGUUUAAUGUGUUCAUGUACUAUGGGAUUUAUAAGCUUCCCAGUGGGAAGUUUCUUAAUAAUUCUUUUCCAAGUGGUAGCUCUCUCUGGGGAAAAUAUGAAAAUAACAUUGCUACCCUGAAUACUGAAUAGUAUGAACAUCUCAAUCCAUUUCAUUAUAUGAAAUAAAUAAAAUAAUAAUCAGCUCAGGCUGAAAUGGGAAAUAGUGGUUUAGACUUUAACUGGUUUUGUGUGCAUUGAUUCACAAAUCAACUGUGAUCUCAUUAAGGUAUGAUAUCACUAGUGAUAACUCUGACAGUUCCCAUAGUACAUGAACAUUGCAAGCAUGGCUUCUCCACUGCACAUAAGUAAUGCACUGCACUCUGUCUGAAAUUAAGGUCCGGCUACAUGUAGCAAUAAGAUGGCAAACCAACCAAUCGAGCAGGUGUCCCUCUACUUCACAAAUAGAAGUUUUACGUUUCAUGUUUGUCAAGCAGAUUUGUUCUAUAAACCCAUUUGUGGCGCAAGGUAUGUGGAACACAAAAGGUAUUUCUUUCAAAACAUCAAGCUGAUCAGCUGAAACUCACUACAAGAGAAAGGAUCUGUCAGUAUAUUUUAAAGACAGGAAAGGCCACCAGCAUGAUGAAGUAAAACCUUGUGAGGUGUGAAAAGGGAUUUUUGUAUUCUGUCACCUGCACUAAACAGUAAAAAGAAACCUCCAUCUAAUGUUAGGCUGCCCUCUCGCCAUCAUGUCAAGAAUUCUGUCUGUAAUCUGAUGUUCUCAGGUUAAUAUCGGUAUGCAUCGUGAUAACAACAACAUUAAUACAAAGAGGUCUAACAUACGAAAACAAUGGACAAAAAGUAUAAUGUUGGGUAAAAGUGGGUCUGCUUUAUGUGGAACAGGGAUUAAAAUGACUUCUAUGUCUAUGAACUACAAUGAUAUGUCAUGAGACUGCACUGUUGCUGCUAUCCCAACAAGUAAGACGGCUGUCUUGAAUGUAGCAAAUCUCCAAAUGUUGUACUUUAUAACUUACAAAUAAUUCUAAUCACAUUUAAAUGUAUGUUUUUUUCUAAUCAAGUAUCGAGAUUGUAACCUUUGUUAUUUUAACCCUUUAAAAAGCACAAAUCAAUCCCAAUGCCAUCCCCGUUUGUCAAUAUUUUGUGAACAGGGAAAUGGAAAGCAUCAUAAUAACUGUAGUUUCGACUUUCAUGUUCUACUUUUAAGUAGAAUCCAGAAUCUCUGUGAUUUUCUGCAAGCAGCACACAUGUACAGUACAUCUUUGAACAAGUUUGUUUGUAUGUAAAGGGAUAGAGGCAAUAAGAGUUGUACAUUUUGAAACAGUAUGUGCCAACAUUUUUAGGCUAACUGGUAUCCAACCAUAUUGGCUGUGAGCUUUAGAAAUUAUAAUAAAAAUCCAAAUAAUAUCUACAGUUGAUUCCUGUUUUUUGGCCACCUCUUGCUACACUUCUGGUUAGAAUAUCUGAGUUUUAAAAAGUAAUGAUUUGGCAAGUGGAUUGAAACAGAAGGCUUCAUCUUUCUUGCUAGUGAUUUGUAUAAAACUUACUAAUGUUUUAGUGUCUCCUUGCUGAAUCUUCUCUUUUUUUAAUACAUUUAAUGCCUGCUAAACAUAGCAAGGAUGACGUAAAGAGCAAAGCAAUGAAUCUCUGAAGGAUUGCAAAAAUUCUGUGAGAUUUAUACUGUUUUGUUCAUUAAUCUGACCAAAAAAUGAACACGAUGCCCAAAAUUUCUGCCUAAUGCCAUAGACAACUGUAAAGAGGCCAACAAUUUAAGAGGUGAGAAUUUUUCAAGUUCACAAAUAGGAAUUUAACUCUGUUAAUGAUUAUGGCUUCUAGAAUAACUCAUUUUAAACAUAUAUUGUACAUGUGGCUGCUGAAUUGUUUUGGGAUCUGAUAUGGCUGGAAGGGUUAAACGUUUAUUAGAAUGUAUAUUAAUUAAGUUAUGUUUCAAGAUACACAAGAACAAAUGCAAAUGAUGAAACCUUUCCUACCAACACUUGAAAUUAAUUUCUUAUCCCUGUUAAGGGACAAUUUUAUGCAGGUGGCACAAGUAAAUCAUUUGGAAAACUAUUAGACCAAAUACUUUCAUUUGUAUAGUUUUUAAAUCUAUAGUUCAGUUAUUCAGUUAAUCAAUCAGACUUUCGAUCAAUAAGUUAAACAAUCUGAUCAAUUUCUAAAGUUUAUUUUUUGUCAACAGUAGCAAGCAUGAUUCAGUUUUGUGAUUUAAUUGCACUUUAUUCGUAUAUUUCUUGUUUGCAGCUACAUAUUUAAAACUAAAUAAAUGUAUUCAUUCUAUGUUUUUUUUUGUUCUCAGCUGAAUAAUUGAAUAAACACUGAUCAUAUCUG
Polypterus senegalus (gray bichir) is the source of this 6696-nucleotide messenger RNA. RefSeq names its product stanniocalcin 1 (gene stc1). Gene Ontology annotation, cellular component: extracellular region. Bases 184 to 927 code for a protein of 247 amino acids. NCBI's taxonomy places the organism in Eukaryota, Metazoa, Chordata, Cladistia, Polypteriformes, Polypteridae. Gene Ontology annotation, biological process: intracellular calcium ion homeostasis. The record is from RefSeq and is a predicted model, not a curated record. The transcript has 4 exons. Gene Ontology annotation, molecular function: hormone activity.